AUGGGAUAGUAUUUCCAUAUUCAAACGACAAAAUGUCUAAUUCAGUUUGUACAUCAAGCAUGAAGCAAAACUCGAUUUACUACGCUUUUUAAAUACUGUAGAGCCAUAUACGUCAUAUCGUGUGUGUUAACAGAAGUGUUAAGCGCUAAAAGCCUAGCAAAUCGCUUCGCGGAAUUACUUACUUUAAAACAUAACAGACGUGUUUGAUUCGUAUUAUUCGCUAAAUUACUUUCUGAGUACAUAUUAGAUUAGGAACUCACGGAUGUAUUUACCCGGAACACACAAGAGGUCAUGUGACAAAGAUCGUAUAUGAUACAAUAUAGGCGCCAUGGUAUUAUAUUGUUCCUGUGUAUCAUCUUUUCCUGGAGACAAAUAUUCCAGGUUUUUCGGUAGUGUCCCAUUGAAAUGUCGAAGCCGCCGGAAACGAUAUAACUUCCAGAAUACUACUAAGGGUCUUUUUCACAAUGUCGGUUCACAAUGUACCAAGAGAAGCUAUGGCUGGUACUGCCAUACUCGGUGUUGCUCUUGUGACUGGGUACUACAUAGGGAAAACCAGAACUGUCUCUUCCAGAAUGGACCUUUUUAAAAGCCACAGUGGAGCUAAAGACAACCCAUUGAUGUUGUACGUGUUGAAUCAUUCUUUGCGAGAACACCCAGCUUUGACAAAGCUCCGACAGAAGACACUUGAAGAUCCCUAUAACUAUAUGAUGGUUGCAUGCGAGCAGGCUCAGCUGAUGGCCAACCUAGCAAAGCUGAUCAAGGCCAAAAAAGCCAUCGAGAUAGGUGUGUACACUGGAUACAAUGCACUUAGUCUGGCACUGGCUUUGCCCGAAGAUGGCCGGGUUGUGGCAUGUGAUGUAGAGGAAAAGUAUACUGAUGUGGGAAAGCCCUUCUGGGAAGAGGCUGGAGUUCAGCACAAAAUCGAUCUCCGCAUACAGCCAGCCCUGAAUACACUCGAUGAUCUCCUAGCGGCUGGCGAAGCUGAAACCUUUGACUUCGCCUUUAUCGACGCUGACAAAGUAAAUUAUGACAACUAUUACGAAAGAUCCCUUCAACUUGUGCGGAAAGGAGGGAUUAUAGCAAUUGAUAAUGUUCUGUGGAGUGGGAAGGUUAUCAACCCAGCUCAGGAUGACAUGAACACACAAGCGAUUGACAAGCUUAAUAAGAAGAUAUACAGAGAUACCCGAGUCAAUUUGAGCAUGCUGACUAUAGGAGAUGGAGUGACGCUGGCUUUUAAAAUAUAACCAGAAGAGUAAACACUGAAGAGUAUAGCGAUCAGACUGCAUAGAAUUUACCUUUAACAUCCCAUUGGGCAGAACUAUAAAUUAAGUUAACGAUGUCUGAGGAAUCAAGGAAUGUGUGUGUUUUUUGUCUUCACAUAUUUCUCCCAUUGCUAAUUAUUCCCAGGCAUUGUUGCAGCACUAUGUAAUGCAUACCUUAAAAGUGAACUCAAAUAACACUUCACCAGUCAACACCAAAUUAAAUGUUAUGUCAAAUAAUAGCCUGUUACUCCGCUCUAAAUCAGUUUAACCUUAGGAAAGACAAGGAAAACAACCACUCCAACAUCUGAACACUAAAACAUCUGAGACUCCACCCAUCAAAGCAGAAUAAAAACAACGAAGAAUGAGCUGAUGAAAAGGAUAAACGGGAGACACAACAGCAUAUUAUACUUAAAAAUGUAUGAUUUACUGUGCUGAGAUGCAUUGCAGAAGUGAAUUAGGUUUUGAGGCCAAUGUAGGUACUUUAGUAAUCACUACCUAGUUUACAAAGCAACAAAACACGAGAUCUGCACAGGGUUUUCAGGUGUAACGUAAUGCUUAUCUUUAGUCACUUUAUAGACAGUAGGUUUAAAUAAAUGCUACAUUUUCACAUGUAUUUUGAAAAUAAAGCAUGGCAACAUCCAA
Brienomyrus brachyistius is the source of this 1904-nucleotide messenger RNA. It is a transcript of the gene comtd1a, whose product is annotated as catechol-O-methyltransferase domain containing 1. Gene Ontology annotation, molecular function: O-methyltransferase activity; S-adenosylmethionine-dependent methyltransferase activity. The record is from RefSeq and is a predicted model, not a curated record. Bases 465 to 1244 code for a protein of 259 amino acids. Lineage: Eukaryota; Metazoa; Chordata; Actinopteri; Osteoglossiformes; Mormyridae. The transcript is spliced from 7 exons.